This is a messenger RNA of Drosophila santomea, 6626 nucleotides long. Its product is annotated as glutenin, high molecular weight subunit DY10. Gene Ontology annotation, biological process: actin filament polymerization; regulation of transcription by RNA polymerase II. NCBI's taxonomy places the organism in Eukaryota, Metazoa, Arthropoda, Insecta, Diptera, Drosophilidae. The record is from RefSeq and is a predicted model, not a curated record. Gene Ontology annotation, molecular function: microtubule binding; nuclear receptor activity; actin binding. The transcript has 9 exons. Bases 642 to 5294 code for a protein of 1550 amino acids. Gene Ontology annotation, cellular component: cytoplasm; nucleus; actin filament.
UUUCAGUUGGCCGAUGGUGCGCUUACAAAACGCCGGUUUUUCGGCGGACGCGUUCGCCUUCGCUUUCGCGCUCCUCGAAAAUCCAAAACCCUGCACACACAGAUACUCACCCACACACACUUAUAAUACACGCGGUUGGGUGGGGAGGGUGAAAGUGCAAUAAGAAAGUGCAGCGGGGUGAGGGGGCGGGAAAGUGGCCGAAAUUCCGUGCAGCACUCUAAAGCCAACUUUAGCAAUUGGAUGGCGUUAUUUUUGGAUUAAGCAGCGCCAAAUUGUUACAAACGAACGAACAACGACCGACAUUUAACGAUUAACAUUAAGACCAACUGAAGUAGGGGAAGUGCUUAGGAUUCUAUUUUUCGAAUCGCCCACAUACCGCCAGCAAAGAAGAACAACAAAAGAAAACCCGAUAGGCGAAACUAAGUCGAGCGGAAGAUUUUAAAAAAUAUUUCUUAUCAACAAUAUUUUCGAAAAACUUCCAAAGACAUUCGAAGCAGUAGCAGUAGAAGCAAUAGCAGUUGAGAGCUGCGAGGCAAACAAAAGGCAGGCAACAAGCAACAAGCGAAGUUAAACAUUGCCAAAGGAGCAACUCGAUUCCGCAGGAAGAAGCAGUCCACAGAGGAAACAAACAUCCUUGCAAAAUGGCCGCCCUACAACGGAAGCUGGUGCACAAGCAGUUCAACUCGCCCAUGGGCCUCUAUUCCCAGGAGAACGUGAAGGCCACCUUGAACCGCGAGCUGAAAGCCUUCGGCGGCGAGGGGAUUGAAGUCGACGAGCAAAUAACGAAGCCCCUGAACUUGGCCAACUCGGCCGUUCUGCGCGCCGUCGAAGAGGAAGAACAACAAGCCAAAUGUGAUUUUUACCCCAUUGAAAGGCAGAGCCGUUCGCGUCAGCGAGGCGAGGUGGAUGCACUGCAUCACACGCUGCACCAGCAGCUGCUCAACCAGAUCAAAACAGACUAUCUCAGUCACCAGCAGGACAUCACCAUCGAUCGGGAUACGGUGCUGAAAAUCAAUCGUCUGGCCACCAAACGCCAUCUGCUCAAGCGGGAUCACAGCUGGCCUCCAGCUGAGCAGGAUCAACCGGCCAUCAAUGCCGAACAGAGCCAUCAGAUCUCCUGCAGUCCCUCGCACAGUAUUGAGGCUCUGCGGGAGAAGUUCCAGAGUCCCACCUUGGUUAUCGAACCCACCGCCAAAGAGGUGAGGGAGCAGCGACGACGGGAUGGGGAUGGUGGCUCCAAGGAGCGAUCCAAAACUCCACAAAAGGUCAACGAUGAACGCAACCUGGCGGAGGUGUUCCAUCAAACUCCCGUAUCGAAGGGCUUCUCCGCUCCCGAAACCAAAGCAGCCGAUGUGGACUUGGGUUUGGUGGCUCCGCGAUGUGAGUACUACGAGCAGUUGGCCCACAAAAGAUCCACCACACCAACUCUGCCCGCUCAAGUCACUCCAUAUAGGCCAAGAUACAAGAGGCAGGCUUAUUCCCUGGAUCGUGGCCGUGCCCGGAAGCGGACUGUGGGUGCUCCGGAGUUGCCGCCACCCAAGCCGAGAACCGCAAAGCCGAAAGUCCAACGGCGGUGCAUAAAACUGGCCACCGAGGUGAAGAUCUCGUAUGGCCACGAUGGCGACAGCGAGGAUGAGCCCAAUUCUGGUCAAGAUGUGGACUUGGAGACCUUGCCGCUGCCACCGACACCCGUGCAGCCAGCUGCCGUGAAUCUCAAUCAAGCGCAGACAGCAGGGCGAAUGGUAAUUGACAAGCUGGCAGUUAAGGAGCAGCAGCAGAUGGCUUUGGCUUUGGCCACAAAUGGGAGCAUCAGUCCGGUUAGUCCGAAUCCGAAUCUGAAUCUGAAUCCGUCGGCCAACACUCGCAUUGUGCCCAUUCGCGUGGAGGCAUCGACGGAGCAGCUCAAGCUGAGUGCCCAGCAGAUCUACGACGACGCCUGUUCGUAUCUGCAGGAUCACCAGGAGAUGGAGGACAUCCAGCAGCGACCCCCCAGUCCCACCUAUGUGAGUGCCACCGGUGGGAUUAAGUUGCUCCAGCGGCAGUCGAGCAGUACGCCAGCCACACCAGUUCCACCGCCACCUCCUCCGCCAGUAAUGCGAUCCAAGUCUGUCCAGGAUUCGCAGGCCAAGGACAAGCAGACAAAAAGACAGGGUCGCAUCUACAACCUGGAGACCACUACGGAGAAGCAGCAUGAGGCGCAUGUUGAAAUUGCCCAGUUGGAGGCAAAGUAUGCCCACAUCCAGCAAUCCAUAGCGGAGCACCUGCUCCAGAUCGAUGCCUAUAUGGAGAAUGCCAAACAGGCGCUGCAGAGGAGUGCCCAGACCACACCAGUAUCCACUACGGCCCCGAUACAAACGCCACCACCACCACCUCCUCCGCCGCCACCACCACCACUAGCAGCACUACCCGCCAGACCCCUCAGUUCGUCGUCCAACGAAUCCUGGGACAUGUUCGCUCAUCGCCAGUCACCCAUUUUGGCAGUGGAAAGUCCACUGCAGGCGAUUCUUCGCCAGAUUUACACCCGGGCAGCUGGCUUACCCAAAAGGCUUUCCAAAGAGAUUAAGGAGGAUGCCGACGCCGAGGAGGAGGAGGCAUCACUUACUGAAAACGUGCCCAUUGUGGAGCGGGCUCUGGAGGAUCUGCACAAGAUUGCGGUGGCACUGGAGCAAAAACCGGAACCCGCGAAACUCAUGCACGUAGAACUCCGGACAGCGCCAGCUGUCUCUGAAGCGGAGCACGUAGUCAUCAAGGACGAGGAACAGGACGCGGAACAGGAUGCGGAACAGGAUGCGGAACAGGACGCGGACAUGGAGUACAGACACGUAUCGGAUGUAAUUGCCAACUAUGAGCAGUUGGCCAAAAAGGAGUACGAGGAGUGGAGGGAGGAGCAGGUGGUAAAAAGCGAGGAGGUCCUGCCCAAAACCGAGUUGAGAAAGGCAAUAGAGGAGCAGCUGGCCAAAAAAGGAUUGAGGGAAGGUAAAAAGGUACUUAAAGGGGAGGAAAAACCACUUACCAAACAGGAUGCUGCAAAGGAUGUGAAAAAGGAUGCCAAUGCAGUGUCACCAGCCAAACAAGAUUUACGGGAAGAAGAAAAGGUAUCUAUCCAAAAAGAGAGUGGCAACGAUUUGGGUGCAAGUGAAGCCAAAGAAGAUCUCACAAAGGAUGCAGAAGUGGAGGAAAAGGACAGAUCCUGCGGCCAUGGAGAUACCUCAGUCUACUGCCCAGUUUGUGAUGAAAUGCGCUGCUCACCAAACACCUGGGGAAAACUGAGCAAAGCCGAUCAAUGGCGGCUUGCCAAUCUGCACAACGAACCCUUGAGGAACUACAAAGCCACCUACGAGAUACGUAGUCCGUACAUCUCGCGGCAGAUCUCCUGGGAGGAUAUGCAGUCGGCCAAGGAGAAUGUGCCGCCCGAGAAACUGCAACGUCAGCGUAGUUUUGUGGAGAUUGUGACCACACCAGCGACUGAAUCUCCGCCGCCAUCGCCGCCGCCUCCACCUCCACCUCCACCGAAGCAGUUGGCCCUGCAGAAACCGGAAACGGAAGUAGCAUGGGAGCGCAGUCGCUCGCCCAGUCCGCUGCCAUCUCGCAAGUAUCCCGCUCCACUCAUAGAAGCACCACAGCGCUCCAGCUCUCCCUAUGGCCUCAAUUCCGUCCGCUCGAAAGCCACACCAUCGCCCGUCAAUCUGCCGGCGAAAUUCACGCAUGUGCCGCAACUGGAAGGCCACAAUAUUGGACUUCUGGUGAAAACGGCCACGGAGCCACUGCAGCAGAGCAUGUCGGCAUCCUCUUCACUGCUGGCUGCCACGCCCCCGUCCACGCCCCGUUCGGCGGCACAGCCCUCGCCCUUCGAAUUCCCCAACCUCGGUCGGGAGUCGGCGGAGCAGCAUAAGUUCAAAUCCCUGGCCUCAAUGGAGGAGGUGCAGCGAGAUUUCGGCGUUAACCGAUCCUUCGAUAAUGUAUCACCACGUCCAUAUUUGGGUAUUGAAGGCUACAAGCGUGUGGCCUGGCCACCGGCCUCCGAGGAGCGGAUCAUCCGGGAGUUCACCCCCCAGCCGCAGACCCAGAGUCCGGCUCCCGGUGCCGGAGGCUACUAUCCCCAGGCCCAGGCCCAGGGCCACGCCCCCAGCACAGCAGCGGCUGCCGCGCCACCUCAGGGUCCCAUUUAUAACAACGUCCAGCCACGCACCACCCAGCCACCACAAAAUGCCUACCACCACCACCCAACAGCACCACAACCCACCUACUCCAGCUCCACCAACCAGUACCCAGAUAGUUAUCCGCAGCAGGAGCAGCAGCAGCAGCAGCAGCAGCAGCAGCCUGUGCAGUACACACAGGCCCAGUUCAGUCGGCAGCGCUCGAGGGAACCUGUCCAGGUUCCAGCUCCAUCUCCAGCGCCCGCAUCCGAGCCCAGCUAUACCGCUAAUCCGUACCAGAACUAUCAGUCCAACUAUCCGCAGGAGCCGCUGCAGGCAGCGAACAAUGUGGGUGGUGGCUGGAAACACAUUGGUGCGCCGCAGCCCAAGGAACGCAGUGAAUUCACCGCCGGCGGAGGAGCCUAUCCUCCGUUCCAGGGAUCCCACCAGCAGCAGCCGCAGCAGCAGCAGCAGUACGGUGCUCCGUCUUACGAUGGCCAGCAGCAACCUGCAGCACAGUGGCAGCAACAGCAGCAGCAGGUUCCGCAACAGCAAUAUCAGCCUCAAUCGCAGGCUCAGGCGCCCUAUCAGCCAGCACAGUGGAACCAACAGCAGCAGCAGCAACCAUCGUACCAGGCUUCACCGUACCAACAGCAGCAGCAGCAACAGCAGCAGCCAUCCUAUUACCCACAGCAAAACGGUGGCUCGACCUUUGCUCAACCCCAAUACAAUUCUUAUUCGCAGCCCCAGUUGCCCUACUCGCAGGAUCAGACUGAUCUGCAGCAGCAGCAACAGCAGCAGCAGUAUCCGGGAGCCUUCGCUGGACAGGAUAGCUACCGGGGCGCCAGUCCCGGCAUCAUCACCCUGCGCAAGGAGGCUCCAGUCAGCCAGCAGCCAGCGCCAGUCUACACUUCGCAGCCUGCCGCCGUCAGUUAUCAGGGAGGCAGCAAAUUGCGCGGAGAUUUGAAGUGGCCACCACCGGAGUACAAGGAGGCAGCUGCUCGCGAGAACGAGGAACGACGCCAGUUGGCGUUGGGCCCCGUCUGCCGUCCCAGGCGAAUCAACCGGGACUACACACCCUUCUUUGCCAAGCACCAGUUGAACAAUGGCUAUCCCAGCUACAAGGUGCCUCCUGGCACCCAGCACAUUUUCGGCUAAGUUUGGGAAAGGAGACUUUAAGAUGCCAAUAAGAACAGCACGAUAAAAAUUCAAUGGAACCCACUUCAUAAUAAUACUGAAAACGAUCAUGUCUAUGUUACUAAAACGAAUCACUAACGAAGCAACCAAUCUAUAUAUAGGAUAUAUAUACAAUUGUUAUACUAAUCUCAAAUGACCACUAACGACGCCAUAUAUAUACUAUACAUAUAUUACGAAACGAACCCAUGAUAGGUGAAUGCAAUACUACAGCAGGUGUGACUCCAACCCGUGAAUCAUCUUCAAUAUUUUCUCUAUAAUAGAUGCUUAAUGAUUCAACCAAAUCAGAUGGCACCCUGUUAAAUUACUUACUGAUGAUGAUUCGUGGGUUUGGAGGCCUGGAUGAAAUCCGGAUGCCCAAACGGGGCGAUGGAUAACGAAACUCUCCAUGUACCCAUACUAUAUACACAUAUUUGGAGCAUGUGCAUAUAGUAUGGCCUAGAUAGGAGACCAGAACUAUAUGCUAAGCCAUAUAGUGUUAGACUCUAAGAUGAUUGUUAAAAUUGUUAACUAGCAAAUGAAAUGGACACGAUGCGACCCAAGACGGAAAAAUGAUAAUGAGAUUGAACCUUGUCUUAGUUUUAAGAGCACUACUAAACUAUUUAUUGUGAGCAUAUUCUAUUUAACGCAGAUCCCGUGCAGCGAUGAGCUCAAGGCAACCGCCGGUGGGGGAACCACAUUCACUAAUUGUAAAUUGUAAGAUGAUGAGUUGCCCGGUUUCAGGGCACAUCCUUUGGAGCCGCUCGCACGGGAUUCUCCAUGUUUAUGGUUUGAGUUUGCAUGCUUUUUGCUUAUAUCUAUACUAUAUGCACAUAUAUAUAUAUGAAUUUACCUUGACAUUGUUAAACUGCAAAUUAUAAAAAAAACCGUCAAUUAUCCCGCUAUAAGUAAGUUAUACAAGAGAUUAGGCGAACGCGCCGAAACCAAUCUGUGAGUUCCCGAGAAGGCCAUUCAAGGACAAUAAAUUCAACGAGCUCGUUCGGAACAUCCCUCCCCACCAAAAUGCCCCCUCCAUCCGCCCGAGGUCGGUGCUUUAGUCCGCCCGCUGACCCCGGGCAAUAAUAUGAGGAUGCCUUUGCCUGCUGGACGAGCAGCCGCGGACUCAGUGCCCAGAUCUUGGCGAAUGGAGCGGGAAUGUGGCCGGGUCGAGGCUGGAGAACGGGCCAAAAACUCUCAGACUUUACCAAUUACUACUAUGACCAGCAAUGUCUAUACGCAACUACACUACAAUGUAUAACUAAUACAAAAUGAGAAACUAAAUAAACGGCAAGUUUUGAAUACUCGCGACGAGAAGAA